Messenger RNA from Uloborus diversus, 4233 nucleotides. RefSeq lists its product as uncharacterized. The record is from RefSeq and is a predicted model, not a curated record. Lineage: Eukaryota; Metazoa; Arthropoda; Arachnida; Araneae; Uloboridae. The transcript has 6 exons. Bases 1 to 2826 code for a protein of 941 amino acids.
AUGACUGUGAUUGAGAAACUAGCUAGCACAUCAGGAUUAAAUACUCUGACAAGCAAUCAGCCUACAGAGAGAGGCAAGUCAAAUGCUCAGCACCAUAGCUUUGGAAAAUCUGAAACUGUAGAAAGCACCAUGCCACAAAGUAAAAGUACAGAAUCUGCUGCAUUUGGAGAUUGGGUUUUAGUUGAAUUGGUGUCAGAAAAGAAGAAACUACAUCACUUUGUUGGUCAAGUCACAGUUUCUGACAACCAACGUCCCAAACUAACACAUACAAAAUCAGUCAAAAGACCUGCUGAAGAAGCUGUUUCUAAUGCACCCACUGAAUGUCCUACCAUUGAAGACAAUGAAAAACCUCCAAAACUUCUCCGAACGGAACCUGUUCCAGAUAAGUCCUCAUCUUCAGAUCUGCAGCAACAAUCUCAGUCUUCAAUCCCCAGUUUUUCUGUGCAGAUUGUCCAGCAAUUUUCCAAAGCACCACAUAGCCAACAUUCUCAAACUAUUCAAACAAAUGUCACAGUUCAAGCCCUUUCCAAGCCAUCAGAUUCUCCAUUACCUCAGGCACAAACUGUGACUGUGAGUCAACAAGUUCAGGAAUCAACAGUGAAUCAAACUGAUCAAAGUUCAGUUAGUGCACCUAUCUUGAAUAUAAGUUCAUCGGGAAAUAACGUCGAGUGCAAACAAGAGAAAGAUUCUUCACAAUCAGACUUGUGCCAGUUUAAAAACACUCAGGACUGUCACCAACAAGAUUUAUGUGAUUUCAAAAGUAACCAAACUUCUAACUGUGGUGGUGAUCGGUUAUCUGACACAUUUCCUAGUUUGGGUUUUACGGACGAAUCUGGGGAUGAUGUGAUACAUCCAGAUCUACUUAAGGAUUUGAUAGAUGAUGUGUUUACGAAUUCUGCAGACAUAAUGAAAGAUUUUAAUUUCGACGAUAGUGUUGGAAGCAUGAAAGAUCACGAAGACUCUACCAAAGAUAUAAUAGAUUUAAUGAAAGGAACUUCACCUUCUCAAUUAAAAGCAUUUCAAACUGACAGCACAUCAGUUGUGAAUGCUCCAUCGAAUCAAAAUCAGCAAAACGGCUUAUUCAGAAGUAUUUCUUCUAAUAAUGAAGCAACCAUGUCUUUGAUGUCUACGACAACAUCAAACCCUGUAACGACUGCCUCGUCUUUUUUCAACACUCCAUCUCAACGAAUGGCAGCAUUUAGCAAUUCAUCUCUCUCUCUUCCCAAUGGUUUAGGCUUAGAUUUCAAGCUAACAGAACCAAGUCCUGCUGCACUGACAUUGAAGCAAAUGGCUGAACAGCAUCAAAACAUGCAGCAGAAGCAACAUCAUCAGCAACAACUUAUUAACUCCCCUCUUUCCAAUCGGCCAUCACCAUUUAAUCAAGAUUCUUAUCCUAAUCCAAUGAACAAUCUGCGACCAGUGAGCUAUCUCAACGGAACAAAUAAUCAAGUUGCUUGUAACAGUCCAAAAACAAUAAAUGCAACUUCAAACAUGUUCAAUAACUUUGAUCACCAAAUGAACAAUUUUUCUGCUGCAGAUUCUCUAAACAGCUUUCCUGGUACAGAGCCCCUCAGCAGUUUUCCUGGAACAGAGCCCCUUAAUCCAUUCCAAAAUUGUGAGCCAAUCAGUCCAAACUUAUUUGAGCAAGAGAUUCGUUCAAGGAACUCUGUUGUAAUUGCUGAUGCUGACCGUGCCAAACAGCAGAGGCUGCACAUAGAUGCCAACUGUCGCCCUGUUGAACCCCCAAAACCACCUGCUUAUGGUGCCUCAAGACCACUUACGCAUUAUUCGGAAAAUGUUCCUGUGGGACACCCUGCUCCAUCUAAUCAGCAGCAACGAAUAAUAGGCCGGCAAUUCCAAAAUAAUCUUGAUAUACGUAUGCAGAUACAGCAGUCUCAGCAUAUCCAUGGAGCACCUAACCAACAAGCUGUUCAGCAAUUGCAGCAAGGGAGCAAAUUACCUCAAAAUAGCAAUGAGUUCAAGCAACAUCCUAAUUUACUACCACAACACUCAAAUGUGUUUGGAAACUAUACUUCACAGCAACCAAUGAACAAUCCAUCAUUUCAUGUAUCUGUAUCGCAGUCACAGUCAAUGUCAUAUUCAACGCAAUUCACGACUAAUCAAGCUGUAAAUAGACCACCACCUGAUUACAAAUCUCAUCAUACUAAUAUGUCACCUGAUAACUUGCGUAUUGCUGACCAACUGAAUGCACCCUCUCCAAUGAUGUACAAUAAUCCUCCUAAAACCAAAUAUACAAAAGCUCAAAGAGCUCCAAAUGUCACAAUCACUCCAGAUGGCUCCGCAAUUUCAUCUUCGGGGAAUUGGCGACACAGUUUGGUCAAUCCACAGCACCAUAAUCAGUAUCGUAUGAGGCCAGCUUUCUUGCAACAAGAAAAUUACAAUGUGAUUCGAAACGAACAACAGCUUAGCAGUGCCAUUCCAUCACCUAUGUUUAACCAAUAUAGGAUUCCUAAUAAUCAAGUUGCCGCCAAUCGUGGUGUUCGACCUAAUAUGAUGUCGGCAGACCACAUGCUGAUGAUUCAAAGGCAAAGACCUUCUGCUCCUCUACGCCUCAGAAACCCAUCAGUUGAUGAAAUGAACCAUUCUUUAUCGAUGAAUAAUAAUCCUCUGGCCCAAGCUGCUGUUAUGAAUAGUGUUUAUUCAAAUCCUCAAGAUAUGAACAGACAAGAUGGUAGCCAAAUCAACCUGGACUUCUUAGAUAAUAUUGAAAGCAGUGCUUCGGAUUUGCUGAAUUUUGACCAAGUUAUGCAAGGAGGAGAAACCCAUUUUCCAUUGUUAGAAGACAUAGAAAUGUUUAAUAAGUGAAGUGCAAUAUUUGCAUAUGCUGUCAUAUACAUAUAUACAUUGCAUAACUUCAGCAUGUUUUGGAUUGUUUUGCUUUGCUUCCAAAAAUGGACAUUCCGUGUUGUAAUAUUUUACGUCAUAUUUUUUCCAUUGCAUUACAGUUUUCAUAAACAUAUUUUUACUGCAGCUUUUUGCUGUGUAUGCAUUUAUAUACUUUUGUAAACUAUUUCUUAUUGCGCGCUUUUGAUUGUAUUUUUACGACUGUUAAGAUGUUCAGACAUUUAUAAAUAUUUUUGAAGAACAAAUAUUUUUCACUCUUUGUUUUGCUUUAAUUUCCACUUUUGUACUUCAUGUUUCAAUGUGUCAGUUGUGAAACCAAUGUAAUAAUAUUCUGAUUAUUUUAUACCAGGGUAUCUAUUGAUACUGGAAUUUUCAUUGUAGCAAUGAAAAAUAUAAAGUAUUUUAACGGUAUAUUUGUAUUGUGUACCAUUCAUAUCAACUGAGGGACAUAAUGUAUGGUAUAUUAACCCAGAGUGUGAUCAAAAAAAAAAAUUUUUUUUCUCUCUUUUCAAAUUGAAGUAUAUUUAUCAAAAAAAAAAAAUAAUAACUUGAUCCUUAAAAUUAACUAGAAAAUAUUGAAUUCUUUGGUGUUUUUAUUCAAGUUAAAUUUGUAAUCUAAAUUAUAUAUACAUAUAUUUUGUUGUAUAGCUUGGUAAAAAUUAAAUCAUAGCAGUUGUUUGGAUUGAGGCCCAGAAAAAUUUGGUGUUGCCAGCCGUAGUUCAAGUUGUAUAUUGCUGUAUGUAAUUUUUCAUUUAAUAUAGUAAAAAGAAAACAUUGGGCGAACUAAUGAACUGUGAUGGAUGAAGAGAGUUUCAUAUAAAGUAAACUUAAGCUGUUUUCUACAUCAAGCAUCAUUUAACAUUUUAAAAAAUAGGUUCAAAAUAAAGAAAUGAAGUUUCUAGUAUAGUAUUAAUAUAAUUGUUGAACCAGGGAUGACCAAGCCCCCAAGUCUAAUAGUGCAACCCUCCUCCCCCCAAAUACUAUUGAACUUCUCAAGAAGAAGACACCACCCAGAAGAUAAGAGUAUUUCUAAAAACUACCCGCCCCCUUUAAAAUUUCAAUGCCAUUGAACAUUUCCAGAGGGGUGGGGGUUCAGAGUGCCCCUUGGUUGCCACCCUUGGUUGAACUACAAGUACAUUAGGAAGGGAAAGUAUCAACAAUAGAUACCCUGUGUGCAUUACUUAAAUCUAAAAAAUGUGCAAUGUAACCAUAUCCAUUCAUACUGUAAACUAUGUUUGAACAUUUUUAAAGUAAAGUACUUUUGUAAUAUAAAUUGUGGUUUUCCAUUUUAACACAGCAUCCUAAUCUUUGCUAAUACAGUGAAGCAGUUUAUAUGUUUCUCUUUUAUAUGUUUUUAUCAAUUAUACG